Molecule: messenger RNA, 2502 nt
Organism: Penicillium verhagenii
Lineage: Eukaryota; Fungi; Ascomycota; Eurotiomycetes; Eurotiales; Aspergillaceae
Product: serine/threonine-protein kinase
Exons: 5
Coding region: 1-2502 (833 amino acids)
Biological process (GO): intracellular signal transduction; protein phosphorylation
Cellular component (GO): cytoplasm
Molecular function (GO): protein serine/threonine kinase activity; ATP binding
Source: RefSeq, a predicted model, not a curated record
AUGGACGAUUGUCCUGAGACUCCCUGUGAGAUCUCCGCGGAGCCCGAGGUGGACUCACAAGCUGUUGAGUCGGGAGACCCACCGCCACCCCCAACUCGAGUCGAUUCCGCCGCAUCCUACGAGAGUCUUGACCGGCAUCGGCGACGAAACCCUCGAACAAGGCGCCCGGUGAAGGAAACUCUGGACGCUCGCUCCCAAUACACGACAAGUCAGGAUGAUGGCACAGCUGAGCACCGUAUCAAUCAAUACAUUAUCAAGCAGGAGAUCGGGCGAGGAUCCUUUGGCGCGGUCCAUUUGGCGGCCGACCAAUAUGGAAAUGAAUAUGCAGUCAAAGAAUUCUCCAAAUCGCGACUGAGGAAACGCGCGCAGUCGCAUAUGCUGCGGCGGCCCCGAGGACCUCGACGACAUGGUACCGGUAUGAAUCUUCCCAAUUCGCCAUUGCACCGGAACCCCUCCGAAGACGACAAUGAGAAUGCGAAAAAUCCGCUUUACCUGAUCAAGGAGGAGAUUGCGAUCAUGAAGAAAUUGAACCACAACAACUUGGUAUCCCUGAUGGAAGUAUUGGAUGACCCGACCGAAGAUUCCCUAUACAUGGUAAUGGAGAUGUGUAAAAAAGGUGUGGUGAUGAAAGUCGGAUUGGAGGAACGUUGCGAUCCUUACGAUGACGAGCUCUGUCGAUGCUGGUUCCGUGAUUUGAUUCUGGGAAUUGAAUAUUUGCACGCGCAGGGCAUUGUACACCGUGAUAUCAAACCGGACAAUUGCCUAGUGACCAGCGACGAUGUACUCAAGGUGGUGGAUUUUGGUGUCUCGGAAAUGUUUGCAAAAGACUCGGAUAUGUACACGGCCAAGUCCGCUGGCUCCCCUGCGUUUCUGCCGCCGGAGUUGUGUGUUGUGAAGCACGGUGAUGUCUCGGGAAAGGCAACGGAUAUUUGGUCUAUGGGUGUCACGCUUUAUUGUCUUCGAUACGGGAAGCUUCCAUUUGAGAAGUCAAGUAUUUUUGAAUUGUACGAGAGCAUCAGGAGUGAUCCGGUAGUAUGCGAAGAUGAGCAGGACGAACGUUUUACGGAUUUGAUGAGUCGUCUUUUGGAGAAAGACCCGGCAAAGCGCAUUGAUAUGCGUGGUCUGAGAGUGAGUGACACUGAUUUUUGGUUCUUUGUCUUGGAAUUCAUUCUUACGCAUCUGCAGGAACACCCGUGGGUGACAAUGAAUGGAGCCGACCCUCUUCUAUCUGAAGAGGAGAAUACAGCCCAUAAUGUCGAACCACCAACCGAGGAAGAAAUGAACGCCGCCAUCACCAAAAGCAUGAGCCACGUCAUGACCUUGAUGAAAGCCGUCACGAACUUCAAGCGUUUGGUUGAUCCAAAUAGAGCAGCUCCUGCUAUGCAAAGUAUUCUUGGUGGAGACCAUGAGGCGCACUUUGUUGAGCCACCCAUGGAAAUGGAUGCCGAUGAGGAAUUUCCGACCGUCGGACUGGAUGAAAGUGUCACAUCUCGCCACGGGCCAGGGGGUGGUCUCCGGAAAGUUUUAGGGCGACACCCAGUGCUCGCUGGAUCCAAUCGUCAGGAGAACUCAUCAACAAGCGACUCAGCAAGUAUAUCGUCUCGACCAGGGCAAAGCCCCGUUGGUAGCAAACGACCCAGUGGAGUCUUUGAGCCAGAAUUGAAGGACUCUGGGUCAAUACGCACUGGUAGAUCUCCGGCUGAUUUCGCACGUGGCGCGAGGCAAUCAUCACAGUCGGGAUCUCCAAUGCCACCGUCUCGGGCCAGCUCAGCAACUACUAAGCGUAGUGUUGAAGGAACCCGUGGCCAUGCACGGGAUCCAUUGGAAGAAGAAUUCCCGUAUCUUCACAUCGGGCCAUCCACAUACACGGGAUCUUCACAAGAGCCCACCGAUCUCAAUAUUGGAAGUGACCCGGCACCUCUUGUUGAAGAACCAACUAAUAUGGAUCACGAUCUGGAAGGGGACUCGGCCGCUCCCGUGCAUUUUGUCAGCGAAUCGCCAGGAGCCGCUGAAUUCGACAUUUACGACACGGCUUAUCGACAGGAACUUGAGCGGAUCCAGACCAGCUCCAAUCACGUCAACCCCGGUGUCGGACCGAGGGUAUACCUGACUCGUCGUAUCGAGAACAAAGACGAUGUGCUGAAUUUUGCCAAAGAAAAGGCCAUUGAUUUGCAAACUGGUACAAAGAGGUUCUUCUCUUCGCCGGUGGCCAAGGGCCCGUCCUCGGCAUUUAGUGCAGCCGUGAGCUUGCUUCGGAACCAGAUAGAACAGAAGAAAGAAGCGGAUAUUAAAGAGGCACGGCAACAGCCCACUGAACAGCCGGCCGGACGACGGACAUCCAACCCGCCUUCAGCGUCGAUCGUAUCGCAAUCGAUCCCAGGUCCUGAAUCGUCAUCUGUCGAGGCAACAGGAGUGCCUGUCCCAGAAGCUCAGACUGGCGAGGACUCCAAGGCUCAGUUGCGACGACUUCUUGGUCGGGCUCGUGACAAGCUUGGAGAGUAG